AUGCAUCCUCUACCCACCAUCAUCUUUACCCUCGCAACCGUAGCGACCGCUCAGAAAGUAGGCAACCUAGUCCCAGAACAACACCCCAGACUCUCCUGGCAAAACUGCAGCAAAGCCAUCAACGGAACAACCUCCUGCUCCACCAUCGACGCCGAAGUCGUCCUCGACGCAGAAUGGCGCUGGCUCCGCAACGCAAACAGCAUCAGCAACUGCUACACCGGUAACCAAUGGGACCUCGCGCAGUGCAACACGACCGCGUCUUGCACAUCAACAUGCGCUCUCGAGGGAGCAGACGCGCAGAGCUAUAGAGACGGAUACGGCAUCACCACCAUUGGGGGUAACACCCUGUCGCAAAAGUUCGUGACGCAAUAUGCCUUUUCUUCCAACGUCAACUCGCGCGUCUUUCUGUUGGAGCCGGGUGGGACGGAUCGGUAUCAGACUUUUGUGCUGAUGGGGAAUGAACUCGCUUUUGAUGUUGAGCUGUCGUCCGUUGAGUGUGCUAUCAACAGUGCUUUGUACUUUGUGGCUAUGGAGCUUGAUGGUGGUAUGGCGAGGUAUCCUACUAAUGAGGCGGGGGCGAGGUAUGGGACUGGGUAUUGUGAUGCGAGUUGUCCGAGGAGUAAUCGUUUUGUCGGAGGGAAGGCAAAUGUCGAGGGUUGGGUACCUUCAGAGACCGACCAGGUCCGCGGAACAGGAAAUUACGGGGCUUGCUGCGCCGAAUUCAACGUCUGGAACUCCAAUGCUCACUCAUACUCCAGGAUCUCAAAACCUUGCGUCGACACCGGCUAUCAAGUCUGUGAAGCUCCGGACUGUGAUGCUGCCAACACAGGGGGUUCGGGUCAAGUUCUAUGUGACCGGUUCGGAUGCGACUACAACCCAUACAGACUUGGCGACAAGGAAUUUUACGGCAAGGGAAAGACGGUAGAUACGGGUAGGAAAUUCACUGUAGUCACACAGUUCUCUGAAGACAGUGUCAAGCAAUUCUUCAUCCAAGAUGGAAAGAGGAUCGAAACACCCACGGCAUCUUACCCCGGAUUCCCAGACACCAGCGGACUGAGUCCCGACUACUGCAAAGCUUUGCCCACAAACUUUCAGGAUCCCGAGUAUUUCGCUCAAGUCGGCGGCUACGGGCGUCACAAUGAGGCCCUGCGACGCCCCAUGGUCCUGGCAAUGUCCAUCUCGAAUGAUCACUGGGCUAAUAACCUUUGGCUUGAUUCGACAUUUCCACCGGACCGUUCGGGCCUUCCGGGAGCGCAGCGAGGCUCUUGUCCUUCGUUGGGUAAUGGACCAGGACCUCAAGAGGUCGAGAGAUAUUAUCCCAAUGCCAAAGUUGCGUGGUCCAACAUCCGGUUUGGACCUAUCGGGACAACAGUGUAA
Molecule: messenger RNA, 1377 nt
Organism: Colletotrichum scovillei
Lineage: Eukaryota; Fungi; Ascomycota; Sordariomycetes; Glomerellales; Glomerellaceae
Exons: 6
Coding region: 1-1377 (458 amino acids)
Biological process (GO): carbohydrate metabolic process
Molecular function (GO): hydrolase activity, hydrolyzing O-glycosyl compounds
Source: RefSeq, a predicted model, not a curated record